CGGGAGGGCGGGGCCGCGGGCGGGGGCGAUGCGGCCGCGCCGGGACCGGGCGGGACGGGGACGAGUCGCCGCUGCCGCCGCCACGGAGGGCGAGGAAGAUGCGGUCGCGGAGCAGCCGCUCGGGAGGCUGGAGGCGGCGGAGGGCGAUGGCGACAGCGACGACGACGGUAGCCUCUCGGGGGACGAGGAGGCGGAGGCGGCGGGGCCCGGCGGGAGAGAUCAGUCUGACAUGUCUUUCGAGGAACUACUGCAGAUGCAGAGUGAUGCAAGAACAAGAGUGUGCAAACAGAUGACCAGUGGAAAGAAAACUUCAAAACCUACCAAAGCUAUGGUGAAGCAGCAACAAGGCAAAAAGGGGCCAUUGGAGAUGUCUGCCAAGAAGCCUGUGCCUUUUCUGCGACAAGUCGUCUCUGUUAGAAAGAAGGUCCGCAGAGACCCUCGAUUUGAUGACUUGUCUGGAGAGUAUAAGCCUGAAAUAUUUAUGAAGACGUACAGCUUCCUGGACAGCAUCAAGAAGCAGGAGAAGGAGAUGGUUCAGAAGCAGCUGAAGAAAUGCCGGAACAUGGAGCAGAAGGAGAAACUUCAGCAGCUUCUGAACCGUAUGACACAGCAAGAACAGGCACAGAAAAAACAGCAGAAGCUGAGGGAGAGAGAGCUGUCUUUGAAGAGACAACAGAGGGAAUUGGCCAAGCAGGGAAAGAAACCCUUUUUCCUAAAGAAAUCUGAGAAGCGGAAAUUGGAGCUAGCUGAGAAGUAUGCAGAGCUGAAGAGGAGUGGAAAGCUGGAGAGCUUCCUGAACAAGAAGAGGAAGAGAAAUGCCAUCAAAGACAAGCGCCGUCUACCCUCACAGAAGAACUUGUGACAUUGGACAGACGUGCUGUUGUCUGGCACUGGGACUCAUUCUGCCUUAGCCAGGCCUGGAAGAUGGCUAUCCUUCUUCCCAAUAUCUGCCUUCCACUGCACAGUGAUGCUGUAAGGCAGCAGAGCAGAGGCUAAACUGAAGGAAAUAGUGGGGGUUUUGUAGCUGAAAUAUCCUCUUAACUUGUGGUUUAGACCAUGGGUGGUGACAAGUGUGUCGUGCAGAUGCUUACAGUGUUGACAGCUGGUUUUGUCCUUGCACCUGCUCAUUUCUUACUCUAGCAAGGAAAGCAUGAGUCUUGCCCUGCAUUGCUGGCUCUACUCCAGGUUUUCUCAGACUUCCACUGAGGUGGAAAAGGACCUGUUCAAAGCAGGGCUGGCACUGACUUCAGACCAGGUUGCCAUGGGAUGCGUUGGUGGGGUCUGUUAAUGUCCCAGGAGAGAUGCCACCACCUCUCCUGGCCUCUGCUCUACUGCUUCAGGUUCUCAAGAUGGAACUUUUUGUUCCCUCAUCCAGGAAACCUGCCUGGUGCUAUCCAUAUCAUUGUCUUGUUCUCAUUGAAGUGCCCGGCUGUCUUUCAGUAGCCUUGUCACAAGUCUGAGGGGUGGGUGGAAAAGAGGGGCUGUAAGGUCUCUGCAAAGUCUGUUCUUCUUAAGGGUCAAUAAACCCUGUUCCCUCAGUCUUUCCUUGCAGUGCUUCAGCCUCUGACGACUUUCACAUACUGAACUGGAGUCAGCCCAGACAACCAUCUGUCUUUUGGUGGCCCAGCCUGGAUGCAGUAUCUGGACGUAGUCUCACAAGGGCUGAGUAAAGGGAAGAGGAUCACACUGCUCUGCAUGGGCUGCAUCUAGUGAUGCAGACCCAGCUGUGGCUAGCCUUCCUCUGUCACAGGGCAUGCUGCUGACUGCUCAGCUACUGCUACUCCUGAUCUCUCCUUCAGAGCAGCUUGGCCUCUCUCCUUGGCUUCUCAUGGUUGUCCCCGCAGGGCUGUUAGUGCUUCUGGGAAGCUGAUCCUGUAUGAAAUAAAAUACUGGUUUUCCUUUA
This is a messenger RNA of Pseudopipra pipra, 1903 nucleotides long. RefSeq names its product ribosomal RNA processing 36 (gene RRP36). NCBI's taxonomy places the organism in Eukaryota, Metazoa, Chordata, Aves, Passeriformes, Pipridae. The coding region runs from base 29 to 862 and encodes 277 amino acids. The transcript has 7 exons. The record is from RefSeq and is a predicted model, not a curated record. Gene Ontology annotation, biological process: maturation of SSU-rRNA from tricistronic rRNA transcript (SSU-rRNA, 5.8S rRNA, LSU-rRNA). Gene Ontology annotation, cellular component: nucleolus; 90S preribosome.